AAAUGUUGCACUUGUCUGCUGCCCACGAGCGUGAUCGACCGUCUGCAAAUUUCCCGGUUGUGUAAUUGACGGUAUUGUCCAAGUACCAUAUAAGAACAAAAUAGAGCCACUCAACGAUCCAACAGCUGAGGGACAACAAGCACCGAUUAAGGAAAAUUCCAUCAACUUCCGACGGGAUGGGUUAGAAGCCAUUCAUCGAAAAGCCUCACCUUGUGACUGUACCGAUUACCUGUGGAAAUCGAUAUCGCAGAACAAGGCACCUGGAACUUGUAAUUUGUAUUGACGUGUUUCGUGAUGGAUGUGUUUUCGGGCAAUUUAUUCCCCAUCGUUAUUGAUUUUCGAUCUGUUGCAGGGGAAAUUGUUAGGUAAAUGAAUAAUUAAAAUUUAUGUUUGCAAACCUUUCCCUUUUUUUAUAUCCGAAGGUGUUACACUCACGAUGCAAAUGUUCAACUAUACCGUGGACGACCUACAUCUAGUCGAGAAAGAGCAGUCAUCCAAAGAAGAUGACUAACAAGCGGGUACCAAUCAGGAAGGCCUAUUCAGUUUUGAAUUUAUCAAAAGAGUUUGCAGCAAACACUUCGAUGCAUGGUCUGAAAUUUAUCGCGCAAGAUGAAGCUUCGUUACCAGAGAGGAUAUUGUGGAUAGCGCUUUUCCUAGUUGGUUUGUUAUUUGCUGUUAUUUUUUCGUGGAAUUUGUGGCAAAAUUGGCAGGAAUCACCUGUUCUUAUCACCAUUCAAACUGCUAACUAUCCGAUAAAGGAAUAUCCUUUUCCAACAGUCACUAUCUGCAGUGUCAAUAAGGUUUCGACUCGAGCUCUUGGAUAUUGGAUGUCAACAGACGAGGCAAAGAAUUUCAAACUGGAUGAAAUUCGACGAAUUUUGGAGAUCUUGUCGACUAAUCGAGUAAAAAAUGAGGAAGAAGUCAUACGGCUUAGCCAACUUUUGGUCCAAGCCGAUAUAAGUAGCAGCAAUGAAGGUUACGAACACCUCAUGGACCGUCUAUCGCCAAACUGUUCAGAAAUGGUAAUCCACUGCUCGUGGGAAGGCAAAGAAGAAGACUGCGCCCUUCUCUUUGACUCCGAAGCAACCGAUGAUGGCUUUUGUUGUUCUUUUAACUCGAUCAUCAUCCGACGUGAUGCAAACUCGAUGACUAACAAAAAGUUGAGACAUGCCCGUACCAGUGGAGUGUAUGCUGGACUCACUGUUCUAUUAAACGCAGAAAUUGAAGAUUACAACGUCACAUCGUCUUCAAUAAGUGGCUUUAAAGUUUCUAUUCAAGAUCCGAAGGAUUUUGCUCGUACUGGACGGAUCGGAUUCCUUGCAAGCCCAGGGUUCCAAAUCGAUGCGGCUGUUAAUGGCCAGACUCAGAUAGGAGAUAACCAAUUACGGACCAUAGAUCUAAAGAAAAGAUUGUGUACGACCACGCAAGAAAUUAACCUUCAAUACUUUGAAGACUAUACCGGACCAUAUUGUCAGCUCGAUUGCCUUACCACCCACUUUCUGGCCAAUUGUUUUUGCGUUCCUUAUUAUUAUCCAGUACCCACUCGACUGCCCGUCUGUAAUUUAUCGUCCUAUCCCUGUUUGGAGAAAGCUAACGAACUUGUGGUGCAAAACUCAAGUUUGUGCGAAUGUCCUGAUGAAUGCACCACCGUCUGGUAUAGGAAUGAGAUUUCUAGUGGAACCUUUCCAAAUUCAGUCUGGGAAUAUCCAAACAGUGUCCUUAAACGACCGGAAUUCCAACGUCUAAGCACGAAUCACCUCGAUUCUUACGCCAAAAAGAAUUUCGUCAAAUUAAACGUCUACCUCAAGUCGGAUUCUGGAUUGUGUUACAUCAUGACUGAACGAACUACAUGGACGGAUUUUAUUUCCGCUGCUGGUGGGCUGCUCGGUUUAGGCUUCGGGUUCAGCAUUUUAAGUGCGGCGGAAAUAUUCUAUUUCUUUCUGGUUCGUUGGUGCUAUCACUGGUACCAUGAAAAAAAGCAGCAACAAAUGGUUAUCCAGAUUCGGCCAUCCUAUCCAUUGAUUCCUGGUCGUCGUCUAAUAGAAAGUACGGCGAGACAGCAAUUACGAAGAAAAUCUAAUAGGGCCAGUAUUGCCGACAGACUUCCUCCGACUUACAAAGAGUUGAAUCGUCGUAACCACAACCGAAAGCUGGAACUUAUCUUGACCAGCCAAAUUUAAUCCGAUCGUGGGUUGAUUAUUAAUAGGAUGUCGAAUACCUCAAAUAUCCCAUUUCGCUUAAUGUAGUUGCCCGCAGUAACACGCUAUCGCAUAUCGGAUUGUGUUUAAUCUCUAGUACAAGUACUCACUGCAGGUACAACUAAAAUUGUAUUUACUCAUUAGAAAGUUAUCCCAGCAUGUUUCUACUGCUGUGUCAUUAACGUAUCUCGAACUAAUUUAGAAUAUGUUUUAUCUUUCUGGGCUAAAUUUGUUUACAUGUGACUUGAAACUAGACUGCCUGUUUGCAUAUCACAGUUUUCCCUUUAGAAUUAGGGGGGAGGGAAGUGAAAUCGUAUCGUCCCGUAGAGAUAACUAAAUUGCUGUUUGGGCACCAUGAAAACCAACAUUAUUGUGCAACCAACUCUAAAAUAAAUUGAAACAAGACUGCAUGGAAAAUAAGUUUAUCAAAAGGGGAUUUUUAUUUGAAAAGAUUGCGUUUGGGGAAUUUUGAUGGAAUUUUGAAAACAUGUUAUGGAGAAAAAAAGAAAUUUAGAAGUUGGUAUGACAGCUCGUAUUUCUUAUCUUGUAUCUCGUAACUGGUCACGAACGUUCAAUAUUCUUACGUAAAAACUCUAUACGAUCGCAUAGUGAGAUCAAUACUGCUCAGCCCGUACCGUCCUACUAGUGAGAUCGUUGAAUUUCAAAUGGAUUAGCACAAAUUUGAAAAUCAAAUAUCCCAAGUGGUUCGUUGUAAGAAAACGAAUUAAACGAUACUGGAGCCUCACUCACGGCCAUUUUUAGAGUAUCACAAAAUCAUUAAUGUGACUGAUCUCUAAAACUGUUACAAGAAAGAAACAGAAGUCAUGCCAAGUUACCAUGCCCAGUUACCGAUCCGCUGAGCUGUGUUGGCUUACCAAGUUAGGAUGUGGCAGGGUUUGUCGUUUGCCCAAAUCAACCCACCGCAUAAGCUGCAGGAGGACGAUUUCGUUUGACACCAGUCGCACUUGCAUUUGAAUGGCAGUGGCUUCUUUCCGGUCUUCGCAGUCCAUCCCGGGAAGUACAGUUCGGCACACGCGCGACACUUUAUUGCCAAAGGUGACAGGGAUGCGCACCAACUGCAGUUGCAUUUUUUCGGGAACCGGAACAGCUUUGGCCUUCUUUGGUCCCUACUGGCUUUUCGGCGGUGAUGUAAACUUUCGCGGCAAGGAAGGCUCGGGUUAUGGUACAAGCGAAGAAAACUCUUCCUUGGGCUUGUGCAGAAAUCCGUCCUUGAUAGGUUUGUCUUGUUCUGCAUUUGUCUUCGGGUUUUCAACAUUGCUCGUUUGAAUAACGACAUCUGGGUACUCGGAAUUCACUGGAAUCAGUCCAGUUUUCUCUUCAGAUCGCUCAGCUUUCACUGUAGGCACCUGACGGGAUGUUUGAUCUAUUUCACCGGUCGGUGGUUUUCCAAUAGUAAGCUCUUCACUGUUCUCGGGUAUAGCUGCCGAUCCUUGUUGGAAUGUGUGAUGUUCUUUAUCCAACGAUGGUUCUCCAACAGGAAUUACAACUUCUUUCGUCUUCGAACUCCGGCGCAGUUUGGAGACUGUUUGCUGAAAGAAUCGCUUUAAAAAUGCCAUCUUGGAACUUCUGAGAACUUUGUAACUCCUUGAAUAUGAAAUGAUUUUAACCUUAGGGUGAGCAAAUGAGCAUCCUUUAUAGCGUGAUUGGUGGUUGUUCACUCGCAAAUCGUAGAUGUCCCCGUCUUUCUCCGUUUUUAAAAUCCGAUACCACACAGCGUACACAUGCAAAAAAGCAACAGCAGUGUAACAUAAUUACAAAUCAUGUUCAACACAAUUUUAACCAAAAUGUGCUGUAGAAAUUGUACAAUAAUAACGAAGAAAAUACCUAGACACAACAGGUAACGGUCCGUUCGUGCCAUAGUGGUUGGAUGGUAAACUUCCUAGUGUUUGGUGGGGGAUUAGAGACUCAUGCAGUCGGCUGAUAACUUUCGUAUGUGAACAAUCAAAUUUGUUGUCUUCGUAAAUACUAAAUAGUCUGUAGUUUAUCAUACCAAUCAAACUAUAAUAAACAAGUGAAUUUGAUUUCAUACCACUUCGCUUAGCUUGACGGCCCAUUUUUGUUCCACAAUUGUUGUCGUCUGAUUCUAAUUCGAAAAUUUUCGAGAAUCCAUAAAAUUAUAUAAAUCUUACGCUGCAGCUUGGUGGAGAUGAACUAUCGUGAUUAUCUUUUUUAUAAUAAUAAUAAUAAAAUCAAAGCAAUGGAUCUAGUAUGCGAGUACCAUGCUGCUAUUGCCAUCCGACCUGCACUGUUCUCUUUUCAGAAUUUUUGAGUGAAAGAAAUUGCCGCUAGAUGGGUACCAGGGUAGCUCCGUGCUAUGUUUACGUCUGUUGGCUGUUGCAUUCACUACUCCCUACCCCCUUCGGAAUGAAAUGUUGUCAAAAUUUAAAAUUUUUUGCACGAUGUUGAAGCCUUGUCAUGGUCUUGCACCUCAUAUAAAUGCAAUAUUACUUUCUCAUCAGAGUUUACCCAACCAGUUUUGUUACCGAUAAAAGCUAGCCCUAUCCCUGUAUAAACAAAUAGCACUCUGCUGCAACACCGCCAGUUUCUUUGCUGUUAUUUCAUCAUAAGAACAGUACGAGUUCUUAAGAUGUUUUCUAAUAAAUAGCUCAGUUACAGCAUUUACGUCACCUAUACGAUCAUUUUCAACGCUAUAGGAAGGAAACAAACUGUGUUGUAACUUAUUUAUUCUCUUCUAUCAACAAUAGCAAACCUGAAGCCAUGGCACUUGAUUUAGCUUCCUAGUUUGUUUCACUAAAUCUAAUAUGUCUCCCAUAUUAACUGCUGACAUGGAAAGUGAAGUGAAACCUGGAAUGUAUGCAUAAUUAGAGUUGGAUUAUAAGCCAACCCCAAUGUCAAGUCCUUUCCUACCAGCUCAUUAUCACUGGAUUGAGCAAAAAGAUUAUCCUUAUAAUUCCAACCAUUCGUGCCGUGGCAGUUCUAAUACUACUCAAGUGAUUAUUCAAGCUGGAUUCCAACACGACAAACAUACCUAAUAGUACAAGAGCUUCCAAAAACACCCAAAUCAAAGUUAUCAUUGCAUGAAGAAGACAACCCAGUCCACAGAAUUCACUUGAUUCACCUUUCAGCACGUACAGCACGAACCACGACAGUAACUCGUAAAAAAGGCCGACGAUGAACGGGAAAGAAUUUGUGUUCGCAUUAGUCGUUCGAGAAAAAAACUGCUGCCAACCUAACAUCUCGCCAUCGAAUCCUUAGAAUUUGGCUUAUUCCAUGGAUUCUAUUGGCCAAUUCAUUAAUGCUGAAAAAAGCGUGUUGAUCUAAAAGUAAACAUUUAAAAUGUAAGUGACCGAACAUUUCAGAGGAAGUUCUUCGCCUCGUCUCCAAUGCCAAUGGAAUUAGCUGAUACUGUCCCAAAACAGACAAAUCUCGGAAGAAUAAUGGAGCGUGUUCCCUAGUUUAACUAACUAGGAUUUUC
This is a messenger RNA of Daphnia magna, 5655 nucleotides long. RefSeq names its product pickpocket protein 28. Gene Ontology annotation, molecular function: ligand-gated sodium channel activity. Gene Ontology annotation, cellular component: membrane. Gene Ontology annotation, biological process: sodium ion transmembrane transport. The record is from RefSeq and is a predicted model, not a curated record. NCBI's taxonomy places the organism in Eukaryota, Metazoa, Arthropoda, Branchiopoda, Diplostraca, Daphniidae.